UCAGUAUUAGAAUAUAGCUCGCCAUCCUGGGUUGAGUACCUUAAUAUUACCUUAAAAUAAAUUGAUUGCUCUCCACGAACAAACCCAUUCGUCACGAACAUCUAUUGAUCUUCUUUCCGAAAAUUUUUUUCUCCAAGAUCCUGUCAACUUCAUUAUUUCUGAAAUUCCAGACCAGAAAUAUGGGGAGGACUCCAUGUUACAAUGAAGCUGGUCUAAAGAAAGGUGCAUGGACGGCCGAUGAAGAUCAUAAACUCAUCGCUUAUAUUCAAGAACACGGCGAAGGUGGCUGGCGAACCUUGCCGCAAAAAGCUGGUCUCCAAAGAUGUGGGAAGAGUUGCAGAUUAAGAUGGGCUAACUAUCUUAGACCUGAUAUAAGGAGAGGAAAGUUUAGUACAGAAGAGGAGCAAAAAAUCAUUCAACUUCAUGCUUCUCUGGGCAACAGAUGGUCUGCCAUUGCGAGACACCUUCCAAAACGAACAGACAAUGGGAUCAAGAAUUAUUGGAAUACGCAUCUCAAGAAACGAUUAAUUGAUAUGGGUGUUGAUCCUAUAACUCACAAGCAAAUUGGUCCUACAUCUAAUGGUAAUUCAACUGAUGAUAUUAGACCAAUCCAACGGUCAGUUUCUACUUCAGCUAAGUUGCUCAACAAAGUUUCUGCUAAGCUUGCCCAAAUUCACUGGAAAGAUUCUUCAAAUGGUCUUGAUGCAAUCAAAAAAGUUUUGCUAAAUUCAACUAAGGAUAAUAACAUAACUCUUAGUGGAGGUUGUGACGGUACUAAUGGUGAUGGCAAUGGCGGCGAUGAUAGCGAUAAUGAAAUUUUAGCAUCCAUACCAAAAGUGGGUAGACCUAUUUCACGGUCAAAUUCAAGUCGAUUAAUAAAUAAAGUGGCUACCAAAUUAGUACCAUCAAAAGGUCUUGACUUGAUCAAGGAGCGAUUAGGUGCAACAACAUCAAACCAGUCUUUAGCGAGUAUUAGUGUUUCGGAUGCUAGUAUUGCCGGGAUAAGCAGCUACAAUAAUAUUGAGUCUCCGAUAUCCAUAUCGGAAUACUUAGAAGACAUACCAACAUUAUCAUCUAAAUGCGACUCGUAUGAAUCUACAAGAAAUUUAGGCAAUGUCAGAGAAGAUGAAGUUAAUGAAGCAUUCGCCGUGCUUCUUCAAACAAUGUCUCCCUGUGAAUUAGAAGAUUAUUUAGGGAAUUAUGGAGGAGAAGAUGGUGGAACAUUAUUGACAAAUAAUAAUUUGAGCCAGAACGAGGAUGUUCAAGUUGACAUAUCUAGUGCUCAGAACAGUAAUUUUAUAGAACAAGUUUCAGAUAUGCCUUUCGGUGGUGGCUAUGUUAGUGCUUAUAAUUAUGACGAGCGCUUCAACAGUAGAGACUAUUACAAUGGUGAGGGAGAAAGCAGUGGUGGAGGAUUGGAUGUGAGUUUGAAUUAUUGGAAUGAUGAUUUUGAUUUGGGGAAUUAUGCAAUUCAAUAAUUUAUGUAAUUAGAUUUUUUUUUAGUAAAUUAAUUACUUCUUAUAAGGACGUCAUUUUUGUUAGACAAAGAUACGGCAUGCAAAUAAAAAAAAUUAAAAAUUUUGAGAGAAUAAUAUUUGCUCAAAAUUUUCUUUUUAUCAA
Jatropha curcas is the source of this 1620-nucleotide messenger RNA. RefSeq lists its product as uncharacterized. Lineage: Eukaryota; Viridiplantae; Streptophyta; Magnoliopsida; Malpighiales; Euphorbiaceae. The record is from RefSeq and is a predicted model, not a curated record.